This is a messenger RNA of Cavenderia fasciculata, 702 nucleotides long. RefSeq lists its product as uncharacterized. The record is from RefSeq and is a predicted model, not a curated record. Gene Ontology annotation, biological process: translational initiation. Gene Ontology annotation, cellular component: eukaryotic translation initiation factor 4F complex. Gene Ontology annotation, molecular function: RNA 7-methylguanosine cap binding; translation initiation factor activity. Bases 1 to 702 code for a protein of 233 amino acids. NCBI's taxonomy places the organism in Eukaryota, Evosea, Eumycetozoa, Acytosteliales, Cavenderiaceae. The transcript is spliced from 3 exons.
AUGGAAGUUGACAAUCAAUUAAAGAAUAAUGAUAUUUUGAAAAGUUCAUUUCACAAAAAUGAAGACAAGGAACGUCCAAAAAAGAGUGUAAAGUUUGUAGCUCAGGAAAGAGAAAACAUAGAACAAGGAGGUGAAGCUAAACAAUCUUCAUUGGGAAAACAUUUACAUACCCAAGACGAAGAAUUACCAUUGGAAAAUGGUUGGAGUUUUUGGGAGGAUCAUUGUCACACUCAUCAUGGUGAAAUGGCUACUACAGCUCAAUAUGAAGCUUCUUUAAAAAAGGUUUCAUCUUUUUCAACUGUUCAAGGAUUCUGGAAAGAAUUUAAUAAAUUACCACAUUUAAUUAGUGUACCAAAUAAUAGUUGCUACCAUUUAAUGAAAGAAGGUGUUAGACCAAUAUGGGAGGACCCUGAAAACCAAGAUGGAGGUGUUUUAAUUUUAAAGAUUAAAAAGUUUAGAACUGAUGAAGUUUGGAAUGAAUUAUUAUUGACAGUGAUUGGAGAACAAUUUAGUGCUUAUUUGGACACUGACGAUGAUAUUUGUGGUGUAUCGAUUAGAAAGAAACAAGGAUUGGAUUUCAAUACCAUUCACAUUUGGAACAAGAAUUCAAAAGGAAAUUCACAAAUUGAAAGAGCCUAUAAACAUCUUUUACAACGUCUAAGUGAUGCUUGUAUCCAUUUAUAUUAUAGAGGUAUUGUUUAA